AUGUCGAACUACACAAAAUUGGAUUUUGCGGUACUAGACAUUUCUGGAAGGAAUUAUUUGUCAUGGAUACUUGAUGUGGAAAUCUAUCUCGAUGCUAUGGAACUUGGAAACACAAUUACUGAUGGUAACGACGCAUCCUCGAAGGAUUGUGCUAAAGCCAUGAUCUUCAUUCGGCACCAUCUCCACGAGGACCUGAAGUCUGAAUACCUUACAGUAAAAGACCCAUUAAAUUUGUGGAAUAAUCUGAAGGAAAGGUAUGGGCACCAGAAGGCUGUAAUCCUACCAAAUGCUCGUUAUUGCUGGUUGAAUCUAAGGCUGCAAGAUUAUAAAUCUGUUAGUGAGUAUAACUCUACUCUGUUCAAGAUAGUUUCAAUUUUGAAAUUAUAUAGAGAACAGAUUACUGAAAAAGAUAUGUUAGAAAAGACUUUUUCCACUUUUCACGCCAACAAUUUGCUCCUGCAGCAGCAAUACAGAGAGCGUGGGUUUGAGAAAUACUCAGAUUUAAUCUCUUGCCUUCUGGUCGCUGAACAAAAUAAUGAACUAUUACUAAGAAAUCACGAGUCUCGUCCAACUAGUGCUCUACCAUUCCCUAAAGCGAAUAGAGUCUCUUUUCCGAGUAAUGGACAAGGUCGUGGUCAUGGACAGAGACGUGGUCGGGGUAGCCAUAACCACCAAGUUCAUGGAGGAUAUAUUCAAAAGUUAGGCAAGAAAUCGGAGUAUCCCCAGAAGUGGAAUAAGUGGAAUAGGUCGGAAGUGUCUAAAGAAAAGGGCAAGAGGGCGCUGAAUAAACCCUCUAAGAACUCUGAGGAUUCUUGCUACAAGUGCGGUGGGAAGGGUCAUUGGUCGCGUACCUGUCGUACGCCGAAGCAUUUGAUUGAGCUUUACCAAGCAUCGCUCAAGGAAAAAGGAAAAGAAAUUGAAACAGACUUUACCGAUCAAAUUAGUCAGAACCAAACUGUUGACCCUUUUGAACCCAUUGACAUUCCGUUUUUCGACAUUUCUGAGUACCUUGCAGGACCAAGUGGAACCAAAGAUGAUUUCUUUGGUGAUGGAGGUGACUAUUCUGAAUGGUCACAAGAAUAA
Molecule: messenger RNA, 1083 nt
Organism: Rhododendron vialii
Lineage: Eukaryota; Viridiplantae; Streptophyta; Magnoliopsida; Ericales; Ericaceae
Exons: 1
Coding region: 1-1083 (360 amino acids)
Molecular function (GO): zinc ion binding; nucleic acid binding
Source: RefSeq, a predicted model, not a curated record